GUUUUUUCUUUACCUCAGCAACAAGCUGUCAGUGGAGAGGCCGGCAGAUCUGUCACAUCUCAGUGGCUAUGAGAACAACACGCCAGUGCCUCUGAUGAGAUAAUCGAGCGGCCAGCGUGGUGACGGGAUCCCCGGCUGAGAGAUGGCCUUCUUCAAGAGCUUCCAGCAGAACCUCCCAUCUGUCAACAUUUCCUCCCUGCUGGACUCGGUCACCAGCCGCGUGGAUGACUUGGCCAACGCCGUCAGCGGCGUCACAUGCGCCGUCAGCGACCAGCUGACGGAGCAGGUCACCACGAUCAUCAGCAAGGUGGAAGACGGUGAAACCAGUGGUCAGGAGUCUGGCCAGAGCGCCGCGGCACAGGAAGGAGGGAGCAAAGCCGGCGGCGCAGCCUCAAAGGCCAACCAGUCCGAGGCCAACGAGGCGGAGAGCGCUCCGAGCCAGCUGGAGUGGGAAUGGAGGGACGGAUGCUGGCGAGUGAAAAAGACAGAAGCCGUGUUGGCAGUGGAAGAGAAGAGGAAGGAGGAGGAGAAGGAGCUGCAGGAGAAGAAAGAGCAGAGGAGAAAAGAAAGGAGAGAAAAGCAGCUGGAGAAAGAAGCCGUGGCACGGAAAACGAAAGAGGAGUCCAAAGAUGGAGAGCAAGAAGAGGAGGCCGAUGCUUUGGAAGAGAAAGACAACAGUGGCAACAAGACAACAAGACAACAAGACAGGAGGUUGAGUGUCGGCUCCGCCGCUCCACCUCCUCCAUCACCGGGUCGAGAAGAAGAGGUAGAGGUGGCGGACAGCCUUGAGAGAGAGGGAGAUGACGAGGAGGAGGCGGAGCUUUCUAGAUCUUCCUCAACGGCGAAGAAGAAAAAGUCAGAGAAGAAGAAGAGGAAAGGAGUGAAGGAGAGUCCGGAGAGAUUGGAAGAGGCCUCUGACGUGGAGAAGGAGAAAGGGAAGAAAGAGAAGAAAAGCAAGAAGAAGAAAAAAGGAAAACAAGAGGGCGUUUUAUCCAGCGAGGAGGACCUGAACACAACGUCUGCGUGGAGCAACGCGCGCACAAAGUCCACGGAGCAGGGAGGCGACGGCAGUGACGCCUCCAGCGAACGGGCAGCCAACAGGAUCCAGAGAAAAAAGAUCCGUUCCUCCGUCAGCGAGCCCCGGCCUCCUCCGUACCGGCGCGAGGGCUCGGCGCCGCGCGCGACCUCUCGCUCGCGCUCGGAGCGGGAGGUCACGAGAAGGUCGUCCACCCAGCGCUGCGACAGCGAGGCCAGCGAGGUCAGUGUGGACCAGGACACCGAGAGCUACCUCAACAAAGGAUGUGAGGAGGACAUACCCAGUGACAGCACCGCUGUGCUGGGCCCAGAGGACGGCUCCGGUCUUCAGCUCCCUUCGCCCUACGAGCCAGAACCACUUGCCAAAUACGGCACACUGGACGUCGCCUUCGAGUACGACUCCGGUGAGCAGUGGUUGGCGGUCACCGUCACCGCGGCAACAGACAUCCCCGCUCUCAAACAGACGGGCAACAUCGCGUGGCAGGUCCACCUGGUCCUGCUGCCCACCAGGACGCAACGGGCCAAGACCGGCGUGCAGAAGGGUCCGUGUCCCGUCUUCACGGAGACUUUUAAGUUUUCCAAACUGGAGCAGGAGGCCCUGGGGGACUACGCCGUUCGCUUCCGCCUGUACAGCAUCAGGCGGAUGAAAAAGGAGAAGGUCCUGGGAGAGAAGGUGUUCUACCUGACGAAGCUCAACCUGCAGGGCAAGAUCGCUCUACCCGUCACCCUGGAGCCGGGCUCUGAACUCACCGGUUGCGGCUCGGUGGUGAGCGUUUCCCGCAGUGCCGGCGCUCUGUCCUACCGCUCCACUGAAGACUCUUCCUUGCCGGAGCUGCUCCUGGGUCUCCUCUAUAACUCCACCACGGGACAGUUAUCCGUCGAGGUCGUCCAGGGAAGCCACUUCAAAACCACGGCGUCCGAUAAACCCGUCAACGGUCUGUUCUGUUGUGUAAAACACUUCGUAGGGGGGCAGCUUUAUAUCAUGAGAGACACCUACGUGAAGCUGACCAUGCUGGACUCAAAGGGGAAACGGAUGUCCAAGUUUAAGACGGCCGUGUGCCGCGGCCAGCCCAACCCCACCUACAAGGAGACGUUUCUGUUCCAGGUGGCGCUCUUCCAGCUCUCCGAGGUGUCUCUGGUGUUGUCGGUGUUCUGCCGCCGAAGCAGCAUGAGGCCCAGGGAGAGGCUGGGCUGGGCCUCGCUGGGCCUCAACAGCACCGGCGAGGAGCAGCAGAGCCACUGGACAGAGAUGAAAGAGGCGGAGGGUCAGCAGACUGACUAUUGGUGGAGGCGUCAACUCCUGCGCCGGCCUUUCUGUCGACGCACAGAGGCAGACCGAGGGUUCCCGGUAGUUCUGCCCACAGCGAGAUCUGCAUGUACACCAACCGUUUACAGGACAAUGUUCAGACACUUCCAAACACUUUGUGUCUCCGGACCUUGGACCAAAGAGCUCGGUCUAGCAGACUCCUCCCCGUUUCUCCUGGGCUUCAAUGGCCACCAGCAUACCAGACAUUUCUCUAUCAGUCAUAGCCAUUGACAGAAGAGAAGGCGAUGAGAAGACUGUUACCCAAGGGCCUAGAACACGCUGCAACUCUGCUUACAAGCAACGCUUUGUACAGUUUGUUUACAUGCACAUGACAUUAUGCAAGAUCCAUUCAUUGGUUUCCCCUUUUAUGUUUUUGCAUCAUCAGUCAAAUGGUUUACCAGAUUUAUGGGUGUCUCUUUGGGUUAUGUGUUACACAAAGACUGCUUUUCUUUCUCUUUUCUUUCUUCUUUUCUUGUGAUCUUGCAUAACCCGGUACACUAUGCAUCUGACGCCACUUUAAACGAGAGGAAUGUAAUUCUGUCGUGUGCUCUCCGAGUCUCGGACAGAAUUGGACACGGCUCUGCAUGCCGCUGGUAUCAAAGAGCGGCUUCCUCUCCUGCCUCAUACAGAUUGAGCUCCGUUUCACCAUGCCGCCUUCUGACAACUCCAUGUUCAUUCAUGCAGAAACACGGUGCUUCCCGCUGAGGGGGAAUAUGCAAAAGUCAAUUCCUCCUCUAAUAAACCUGGCUGUGUCGCCAAAGACGGAGGCAGUGCCGACGACAGCGAUGCUGGAUGGGAGUUGAGCUGCAGUGGCAAAAUCAAAUUACUGCAAAAAAAAGAA
Messenger RNA from Pseudoliparis swirei, 3182 nucleotides. RefSeq names its product synaptotagmin XIVb (gene syt14b). NCBI's taxonomy places the organism in Eukaryota, Metazoa, Chordata, Actinopteri, Perciformes, Liparidae. The record is from RefSeq and is a predicted model, not a curated record. The coding region runs from base 143 to 2572 and encodes 809 amino acids. The transcript has 9 exons.